CUCUCCCGUAAUUCAGCGCAGAAGAAGAAAAACAGCAAACAAACAUGGCGGCGCCCGCGGACCACGCCGCGUCCGCCUCUGAGGAGACAUAUCCUCCAGAUCCAGAACCAAGCUCCGAACUGGACCCGUCCCAAGAAGAUCCUGCAGACUCAGAUUCGGACGAACCGGCCGGACCGAAGAUCCGGGAAACCCCGGAGGACAUCCGGCUGGAGGCCAUCGCCAACACGGUGGCGCUGCACCCCAGCAGGGACGUGCUGGUGUGCGGGGACGUGGACGGGGACGUGUACGCGUACUCCUACUCGUGCACGGAGGGGGAGACUCGGGAGCUGUGGUCCUCCGGACACCACCUGAAGUCCUGCCGCCAGGUGCGCUUCUCGGCGGACGGGCAGAAGCUGUUCACCGUGUCCCGGGACAAGGCGGUCCACCAGCUGGACGUGGAGCGGGGCCAGCUGGUGUCGCGGAUCCGCGGCGCGCACGCCGCCGCCAUCAACAGCCUGCUGCUGGUGGACGAGAACAUCCUGGCGACGGGAGACGACGGAGGAACCCUGAAGGUGUGGGACAUGAGGAAGGGAGAGGCCUUCAUGGACCUGAAGCACCACGAGGAUUACAUCAGUGACAUCGCCGUGGACCCGGCCAAGAGGAUCCUGCUCACGACCAGCGGCGAUGGGACCAUGGGCGUCUUCAACAUCAAGCGACGGCGGUUCGAGCUCCUCUCCGAGUUCCAGAACGGUGACCUGACCUCGGUGGCGCUGAUGAAGCGGGGCAAGAAGGUGGCGUGCGGCUCUAGCGAGGGAACCGUUUACAUUUUCAACUGGAAUGGCUUUGGAGCCACCAGCGACCGCUUCGCCGUCAAGGCGGAGUCGGUGGACUGCAUCGUCCCCAUCACAGACAGCAUCAUGUGCACCGCCUCCAUGGACGGGUACAUCCGAGCCAUCAACCUCCUCCCCAACCGCGUCAUCGGCUGCAUCGGCCAGCACGUUGGCGAGCCCAUUGAGGAGAUCAACAAGUCGUGGGAUUCUCGCUUCCUGGUCAGCUGCGCUCACGACCAGCUCAUCAAGUUCUGGGAGAUUUCCAAUCUGCCCCAAACGACGGUCAGCGACUACCGCAAGAGAAAGAAGAAAGACGGACGCAUGAAGUCUCUGACCAAGAAGGCUCUUGGAGACAACGACUUCUUCUCAGGACUGGUAGCAGAAACAGAGAAGAAGAAGGAGGAGGAGGAGGAGGAAGAAGAGGAGGAUGACAGUGACAGUGGUAGUGACUGAGACAUUGUUGUUGGGCACUCAGGUUAAGAAAUGACCUAAAGUCAGUCUGGAAUCUGGAAUCCAGAGUGAUCUGGAUGGAGUCAGAUAUCGUCCAGACAAACUAACCCCGGUGGCCUCAAGCAUCACUCUGACUUCAGGCGAGGGGAAAUGGACGACUGGAUUCUGGAUGUUCUUCUAAACCUUUUUAGAAGUCCUUUCAGUCGUUUUUGUUUCUGGAAAGAGUUGUGUUGAGAAGAGGUCAACAUUUCUGCUUCCUGACCUCCGUUCCAUAAUUAAAGUUCACCUUUCAGGGUCACCAGAGCAAACCAGCUUUCACGGAUUCACACAUUUGGUAUAAAAGUACAAAAUAAUAAAUACUUUGAUGUUACGUAUUUAUGAGACACUGGGUUUUGUUUUCUACAAAAUGAUAUUUCAAAAGAUCAAAUUUACAUUAAAACGUGUUAAUUAAAGGACCUAUAUCAUGUUAUUCUGAGCCUUUCAGAGUAAUCUAUUUUACAUAUUACCUUUGGCACACAAAAGAACAAAUUAUUUAUAAAAUAAGAGUUAUUUUCGCAAACUUUUUUUCCACCUGAAAGUGAGACGCUUCAAUUUCUGAGGCUCCACCUUUUGCUCCUUGUGGGUGGAGCCUAUUUCAUGAUAUCCUCGAGCCGGCCAACAGCUUGUUUACUUUUCACCCAUGAAAAUAAACAACACUCGAACUUU
Oryzias melastigma (Indian medaka) is the source of this 1964-nucleotide messenger RNA. It is a transcript of the gene wdr55, whose product is annotated as WD repeat domain 55. The transcript is spliced from 4 exons. Bases 45 to 1262 code for a protein of 405 amino acids. Gene Ontology annotation, molecular function: protein binding. NCBI's taxonomy places the organism in Eukaryota, Metazoa, Chordata, Actinopteri, Beloniformes, Adrianichthyidae. The record is from RefSeq and is a predicted model, not a curated record.